This is a messenger RNA of Hippocampus comes (tiger tail seahorse), 1576 nucleotides long. It is a transcript of the gene snx24, whose product is annotated as sorting nexin 24. The coding region runs from base 147 to 440 and encodes 97 amino acids. NCBI's taxonomy places the organism in Eukaryota, Metazoa, Chordata, Actinopteri, Syngnathiformes, Syngnathidae. The transcript is spliced from 4 exons. Gene Ontology annotation, molecular function: phosphatidylinositol phosphate binding. The record is from RefSeq and is a predicted model, not a curated record.
UUCUCUACAAUAUUGUAGAGAUGGUUUUGUUUGUUAAUUCAAAAAAUAUAUUUUGAUGAAUGAUGUUUGAAUAACUUUUAUUGUGUAUAAAAUACCGUCAGGGCUUGGUGGAUUGUGUUCAUCUGAAGUUGCCAGGCAGUGUAACAAUGCAGUGUUUUUUUUUUUCUCUGUCUUGCAAGACUAUAAUUAUGGAGAAUGAGGUUCUUCCAAAGAUAUUCUUGGACUUCCUCAAUAUCCGCCAUUUUCCAUCCCUGCCAAAGACGGACAGCUGUGGAUCUUUGGAUACAGACUCAGUGGAAUCGAGUAAACUUUCACAUCAGCCUAUCAUGGUGUUUCUGAAUGACCCCUACCUGCUGCCGGAUGCACACGAUGCAUUUUCAAACAUCGUGAUUGAAGGCGUCGUCCAUGGAGUUUUCUAUGCUGAUCUCCAGCCCAGGUAGAGCCAAAAAAGGGGAUGAUGGGAGGGGGGGGGGUCUCCCUGGAAGCAAGUCUGAGAGAAGCUAAACCUCAUUUACUUUGUCUUAAAGAUAAAAUGGAGAUAAAUGAAGUUAAUCAAGUUAAUCAAGAAGUUUUAAGUGACUUAAGCAGCAAACUAGGCAUCUGCAGUUUUUUUUUAAUCAUGUCUUAUACUGUGAAAUUUGUAUUCGUAAUCAAGUGUAGAAGUUUGAGAAAAAGAGGCCGAUUACAGGAAGGGGCAUUUAUUUGACUAACAUAAAAUAAUGAGGGCUGCAAGCUGCUCUGAGGAGCCACAUGAGAAAUGAGGCGUUGAAGGCCUCCUGGGGAAAAAAAAAAUGCAUUGUGGGGAGGUGCCACUCCCUUGAAAAGACCAGCGCCUGGGUCACAGAGGACUCAAAAGGGACUUUGGGUUCAUUUUCAACCCUGAAAACUGACCUUACUUUGCUUUGAUUUUGUACUUGCACCUGUGAGAUUUAUUUUAAAUUAUUUUUGACAAAGAAAAAAAAUGCUUAUUGUAACACUUAAACCUUAGUAGCCAGUAUGUGACACUAGUACCAGUAAUGUCCCAGAUGGGAUACAAAUAAUGAAGGCGGGUGUUAGUAUCAAAUUUUGUGCAAUAUGGAAUCAAACACUUUGUCGCACGUGCGCGUCUUAAUGAAUUGUAACACCGCAAUCCACUUCAAAAAGUGAACUACUUUUUCUGAAGGCCAAUUCCUACCUAAUUUCUAUAUGACAAAUCUUUUUGGGAUUGUUUCACAUGUCAUUUCUUGAGAUGGCCAAAUUGUUUGCCUUGUGCUAUCUUUCACAUUCAAUGAAUUUCACUUUUUUGAAUUGAUCUUGAUAUGAAAUAUUCCAAUUGAGCUGCUCCUUUAUGUCGUUAUAUGUACAAUGAACCGAUGUCCUAGAAAUAGUCAAUGUUAUGAAUUUGUCGACACAGCAGUUUUUAUAAGACCUCAUCUUCAACAUGUACUGAAUAACCAUUGAACUAACUCCUCCUGGUAGAAGUGCACUCUCCCAUACGUAUUAUUGUAUUGUUUGUGCUCUGAUGUGUGAAGAGUCCCAUUGUGCCGUAGGAUGGAUGAAACUGAGUAAUUUACGAUUAAAACCACACUGUUACUGA